This is a messenger RNA of Xylona heveae TC161, 1413 nucleotides long. RefSeq names its product aromatic prenyltransferase. Gene Ontology annotation, biological process: alkaloid metabolic process. Gene Ontology annotation, molecular function: transferase activity, transferring alkyl or aryl (other than methyl) groups. Lineage: Eukaryota; Fungi; Ascomycota; Xylonomycetes; Xylonales; Xylonaceae. The transcript has 2 exons. The record is from RefSeq and is a predicted model, not a curated record. Bases 1 to 1413 code for a protein of 470 amino acids.
AUGGCGCCCUCGAUGACAGCGAAUUACCCUUACUCACAAAUCUCAGAGUUCUCUAAAACUAUCGCAACUUCAUCAGAUCUCGAUCCAAAUUUUGGUGGCGGUGUCUCAUUCAAACCUUCAAGCUGCGGUGGCAUUACAACUGCCCGAAAACCAUGGCAAAUUUUACAAGAUGCACUUGGAUUUCGUAACGAAGAUGAGCAUUUCUGGUGGGAGACAACUGCAUCGGUGCUGGGAUGUCUUCUUGAAAAAGCUGGUUAUGAUGUUCAUCUCCAAUAUCAGUACCUUUCUCUCUAUUACCGAUACGUCCUGCCGUCCUACGGCCCGCGUCCUUUACAACCGGGAGUGCCACACUGGAAGAGCUUCAUGUGUGAUGACUUUUCACCAUUUGAGCCCAGCUGGAACUGGGAUGGAUCCAAGUCCAUUAUCAGAUUUAGCUUUGAGCCCAUCAACAGGGCGUCGGGCACAUCUGCCGAUCCUUUCAAUCAAAUCAAGCCGCGAGAGGUUCUGGCUGAGAUUUCUGAUAUAUCGGCAGGGCUCGAUACACAGUGGUACGAUCACUUUGCAAGGGAAUUUUUCUUGCCUUCCGAGACUGCCAGCAUUAUCCGCUCCAGGCUUCCUGAAGGCGAGCACAUGUCGCAAAGCUUUCUCGCAUGGGACCUAAAUGGAGGUGAAGCUUCGACAAAAGCUUACUUCUUUCCUAUCCUAAGAUCGCUUGAGACUGGCCGCUCCACUCGCGACAUCGUCGUGGACGCAAUAACGAAGCUUGACAGCGAGAAGACUUCUUUGCGGCCUUCACUCACCGUGCUGGAAGACUACAUGUCGUCGUUGCCGACCGAGUGGCAAGCCAAGUACGAGAUGAUUGCUAUUGACUGCACCGAUCCAAGCAAGUCCCGCAUUAAAAUCUACGUGCGCAUGCCAUCCAUGGCAUUCAACAAGGUCCGGGACAUGUACUGCCUCGGGGGCCGCCUGCAUGGUCCCAACGUUGAUGCCGCCAUGAAAAUCCUCGACGACCUCUGGCCUCGCGUUCUCUACAUUCCUGAAGGCACUGGUCCUGAUGACGAACUCCCUAGCAAUACUCACCGCACCGCUGGCGCGAUUUUCAACUUUGAGCUCAAACCAGGAAAUCCGUUGCCCGACCCGAAACUCUAUCUUCCAGUACGCCACUAUGCCAAGAGCGAUCUCGAUAUCGCACGUGGUCUGCAGUCCUUCUUUCGCCUUCAAGGCUGGGAUGAGAUGGCGGACUCGUACGUUGAAGAUCUGAAGAACAUCUUUCCUACUCAUGACCUGGCCAAUACGGCCGGCUCCCACACUUACCUUUCUUAUUCAUACAAGAAGAAAACCGGCGCGGCCGUUACAAUGUACUACAACCCACGAAUCUACGAGUGUCCGCCUGUAGUUGAUGAAGUAUUUUAA